AUGGCAUUAUUGAGAAUACUGUUUCACUGCUUUGUGACCAUUUUCAAUCUCUCCCAGCCCUGCCAGAUUCCUGAUGGCUUUGUGGCUGCCAGCUCUCCAGGACAUAUUAUGAUUGGAGGUUUGUUUGCAGUUCAUAACAAAAUGAUCCAUUCAGAAGAAUAUCCCAGAAGACCAAAAAUCCAGACUUGUGAGGGCUUUGAAAUCUCAAUGUUUCUUCAAACUCUUGCCAUGAUACACAGCAUUGAGGUAAUCAAUAAUUCCUCACUGUUACCUGGAGUUAAACUGGGGUAUGAGAUCUAUGACACUUGCACUGAAGUCACAAUAGCAAUAGCCGCCACGCUGAGGUUCCUCUCUAACUUCAACUGCUCCCAAGACGUUGUGGAGUUUCAGUGCAACUACUCCAACUACACACCAAGAAUUAAAGCUGUUGUAGGAGCCAGCUACUCAGAAAUAACCAUGGCUGUUUCCAGGAUGUUGAAUUUACGGCUCAUUCCACAGGUGAGCUAUGCCUCCACAGCAGAAAUCCUAAGUGAUAAGAUACGCUUUCCUUCUUCCUUUCGAACUGUGCCCAGUGACUUCUACCAAACCAAGGCCAUGGCACACUUGAUCCAGAAGUCUGGGUGGAACUGGAUUGGCAUUAUCACCACUGAUGAUGACUAUGGACGCUUGGCCCUUGGCACAUUUGGAAUGCAGGCCUCAGCAAACAACCUGUGCAUUGCAUUCAAAGAGAUCCUCCCAGCUUUCCUCUCUGAUAGUACCAUUGAGGUCAGAAUCAACCAGACACUUGAAAAAAUCAUGGAGGAAAGGCAUGUCAAUGUCAUUGUGGUAUUUCUGAGGCAGUUCCAUGUGUUCAACCUCUUUAAUAAGGCCAUUGAGAGGAAUAUAAAUAAGGUCUGGAUUGCCAGUGAUGCCUGGUCAGCAGCUGUCAAGAUUAGUACCAUUCCAAAUGUCAAACGCAUUGGCAAGGUGGUGGGGUUUGCAUUUAAAGGUGGAAAUAUGUCCUCUUUCCAUGACUUCCUCCAAAAUCUACACCACUUGCCUAACAAAAAAAACAAGCUCCUAAGUGAAUAUAUUAUGCUGUUGUCAUCCUGUUCACAUGUUAAUGACAAUGACUUGAAUUAUUGUAUUGCCAACUAUUCUCAGGGGAACUGGGACUUCAGAAUGGUGGAAAGCAAUUUCUCCCUGAGAAAUAACUUCCUGUUGGACAAUGCUGAGCCAGGUCAUGUCCACAGUGUUCAACUUGCCAUAUCUGCUCUUGCCUAUGCUAUUCGGGAUCAAUGCAGAGACCGAAAUUGCCAGAAUCCAGCUGCAUUUCAACCCUGGCAGUUACUUGAAGCACUUAAGAAUGUGACAUUUACUGAUGGAGAGAGUGAAUUUCAAUUUGAUUCACAAGGGGACAUUAACACUGGAUAUAAUGUUCUGCUUUGGAAGGAAGUCAAUGGACACAUGACCAUUAUCAACAUGGCAGAAUAUGAUCUAGAAAAAGAUGUUUUCAUUUUUAAAGACAGAAAAACUGAAAAGGAAUUCAAGAAUCUAAAGCAAAUUCAAUCUAAAUGCUCCAAGGAAUGUGGUCCUGGUCAAAUGAAGAAAACCACCCAAAGCCAACAUACAUGCUGCUAUGAAUGUGUGAGCUGCCCUGAAAAUCACUACAGCAAUCAGACAGAUAUGGAUCACUGCCUUUUAUGCAACCGUAAGACCCACUGGGCCCCAGCGAAUAGUACCAGGUGCUUUGAGAAGCAAGUUGAGUAUCUCAAUUGGAACGACUGGUUCGCCAUUCUGCUCCUGACUCUCUCAGCACUGGGAAUUGUCUGCACUCUUACAGUUGGAAUAAUAUUUACUAGAAACCUGAACACCCCUGUGGUCAAAUCAUCCGGGGGCUUGAUCAUCUGCUAUGUAAUCCUCCUUUGUCACUUUUUUAGCUUUGUCAGCACCAGCUUUUUUGUGGGAGAGCCACGAGACUUCAAAUGUAAAGCCAGGCAGACCUUCUUUGGUGUGAGCUUUGCCCUGUGCAUCUCCUGCAUCCUGACAAAGUCCCUAAAAAUUCUGCUAGCCUUCAGCUUUGACCCCGGAUUGCAAAAAUGUCUGAAGAGCCUUUACAAGCCCAUACCCAUCAUAGUGAUUUGUACAGGGGUUCAAAUGAUCAUCUGUACAAUAUGGCUUAUAUUUGCAGAGCCUUUUGUGGAGGAGAAUUUCUCCAUACCCCGAGUUAUUAUCUUAGAGUGUGAUGAGGGCUCCAUCAUGGCCUUUGGUACCAUGCUAGGCUACAUAGCUAUCCUGGCAUUUGUUUGCUUUAUAUCUGCCUUUAAAGGCAGAAAGUUGCCAGCAAAUUACAAUGAGGCUAAGUUCAUAACGUUUGGCAUGCUCAUUUACUUCAUCGCAUGGAUAAUAUUUAUCCCCAUUUACGCCACAACUUUUGGCAAAUACUUACCAGCUGUGGAGAUCAUUGUCAUUUUAAUAUCUAACUAUGGAAUUCUGUGUUGCACGUUUUUUCCUAAAUGUUACAUCAUUCUCUGUAAACAGGAGACCAAUACAAAAUCUGCCUUCCUUAAGACAUUGUAUAUGUACUCUUCCCAAAGUGCAAGCAGCCUUAAUGUGAAUAUUUCACUGGAUUCCAGGCCUGAUGAAGUCCCCCUUCCCAACCACAACUUCAAUUGCAAGUCUCCAGUCACACUUGAGCAAGGCAAGGCCAGCCAAUCACAGAUGGCUGAACAUGUACAAUCUGCAAGGAAAAGAACUGCUAAAAAUACAGCUGGAACACUCCCAAGAAAAAGAAUGUCAAGCAUAUGA
This is a messenger RNA of Vombatus ursinus (common wombat), 2787 nucleotides long. It is a transcript of the gene GPRC6A, whose product is annotated as G protein-coupled receptor class C group 6 member A. Gene Ontology annotation, cellular component: membrane. NCBI's taxonomy places the organism in Eukaryota, Metazoa, Chordata, Mammalia, Diprotodontia, Vombatidae. Gene Ontology annotation, biological process: G protein-coupled receptor signaling pathway. The coding region runs from base 1 to 2787 and encodes 928 amino acids. The transcript is spliced from 6 exons. Gene Ontology annotation, molecular function: G protein-coupled receptor activity. The record is from RefSeq and is a predicted model, not a curated record.